AUGUCGAAGCUUGUACGCUCAAUUAAAAAUGUUGCUGGAGGAUACUCCUCAGCUCAACGAGUUGUCAGAAAUGCCACUUCCAACGACCCCACUGGACCUACUACGUUUGAUAUGGAGGAAAUAUCAUCAUUCACAUACCAAUCACAGACAGAAUUCAUGGAGGUUAUGGAUAUGUUAGAUCGUCGUCUCAAUGAUAAAGGCAAGAAUUGGAGACAUGUGGCUAAAUCAUUGACGGUAUUGGAUUAUCUAGUUCGUUAUGGAUCAGACAAAUGUGUGUUAUGGGCCAAAGACAAUCUUUAUAUUAUUAAGACAUUAAGGGAAUUUGUCCAUUUUGAUGAAACAAACAAUGAUCAAGGUGCAAUUAUUAGAGUUAAAGCUAAGGAAUUGGUAUCACUUUUAAGAGACGAUGAGCGAUUAAAACAAGAGCGUGCAAAUGCAAAAAAGAAUAGACGUUAUAGAAGUUAUGAUGAUGAUGGUGGCGACGACUUUGAUUCUGACAGAAGAAGAAGAAAUAGAGAAGAUCGUCCAAGAAGAGACGAGCCUUACGAUGCUGAGCUACAACGGGCAUUAGAAUUGUCAAGAAUAACUGCUGAAGAAGAACAAAAUCGUAACAGAGAAGAUGAAAACGAUCCUGAAUUGGAAGCAGCAAUUAAGUUGUCAUUGGAAGAAGAAGAAAUGAGAAAACAAAAUAACAAUUUAUUGGAUUUGAAUGAUGAAACACCACAGCAGCAACAACCUCAAUAUUAUUUAGCAACCGGAUUCUACCAGCAACAACCGCAGUUUUAUGCCCAACAAACCCAGGCACAACCAUUCCAACAAUAUGAUAGGUUUGGUAACCCAAUACAGAAUCCAAUGGAAACAGGAUUAUAUAAUCAACAGGCCUACUAUCAACAACAACAGCAACAGCAACAACAACAGUUUCAACCAAACCAGUUUACUGGUUUCAACUAUGCUCAACCACAAGCUCAACCUGAACCUUUACAGUCAUUAAAAACAGGAUCCAAUAAUCCAUUCGCCAUAUCUUCUGGGUCAGACAAUACCAACAAGCCACCAACUCAAUCGUUGAACUCUUUAGCCCAAGAACAACAGCAGCAACAGCAACAACCACAAUUCUUUACCCAACCAACCACUGCCCCACUCAAGCAACAAAACACAUCAUCAUCAAGGUUUAAUGAAACUCAUGAAUUGAAUGAUUUAUUGACACAAGGAACUGGAUUAGAUACGUUUGGUAACACUGGAGACACUAGAAUCCCUCACCAACAUACAAAGACACAAAAUUUUAUAAAUUCGAGUGGAACUGGAUAUAAACAAACUAAUAAUGAACCAAUUAGAUUAAGUUCCAAUGCUACAGGUAAUCCAUUUCUUAAUACUGGUAUUGGAUAUCAAGGCGCUACACAACAACCACAACAACAACAAGUAGCACAAAUCAAUCCUGCUUAUACUGGGUAUGGAUUUGGUAAUGCUCAACCGCAACCACAACCACAUCAACAACAAUCCCGUAAUGGUAAUGAUGGCCCAAGUUUAAUAGAUAUUUAA
Candida dubliniensis CD36 is the source of this 1536-nucleotide messenger RNA. RefSeq names its product epsin. Gene Ontology annotation, biological process: endocytosis; actin filament organization. The record is from RefSeq and is a predicted model, not a curated record. Gene Ontology annotation, molecular function: phospholipid binding; clathrin binding. The coding region runs from base 1 to 1536 and encodes 511 amino acids. The transcript has a single exon. Lineage: Eukaryota; Fungi; Ascomycota; Pichiomycetes; Serinales; Debaryomycetaceae. Gene Ontology annotation, cellular component: clathrin vesicle coat; endosome; plasma membrane.